AUGACUCCACAAUCCUUCCCUUCGUACAAAGGUUCAUGGUCGUUCUUUUCUGUUUUUUCCACAAUCAACAACGACACAUUAAACUCGACUGCCAGCUGUCAUCCUUUCUUGUUCACAACAGGACUAAGCCGAGAAUCAACUCCCACGAUCGAAAACUCGAUCUGUCCUGAUACUUACGUCUCCUUCACCAUCACACUCCUCUUUCUCAUCUAUUACCUCCUUCUUCUCAUCAUUACCUCUUUAGGUAUCAUUUGGAAACGAAAUUCCAAACACAUCCAAGCACGUAAUCUCACUCACAUGUUUCUCACUCUCGCUUCAAGUUUCUUCUUUAUUACCAUUUUUUGUUUAAGAAUAAUUAUUGGAAGGAAAUCCUUUCCAUGUGGUUUAUAUAGUUGGUGUUUUUGUUUGGCUCCAUUGGCGACCUUGCCAACCACGUGUCGAAGUUUAUUAUUGUAUUUCAGUUACAAGUUGAAUUUAAUCAAAAUGAAAUUGGGAAUGAAGAGAAAAUCAAUGAUUCAAUUUCAGGAAGAACUUAAUGGUGAAGUGGGAAGAAGAAUAAUUGUUGAGGAUGGAAAUUCCAAUAGUGACAAUCAUAGCUCUGUACCAUCGAACACUACUCUUCAAUCAAUACCUUCAACAAGCACUGAAGAUCCUUCUCUAUCAUCUCAGUUCAAAGAAGAAGUGACACCUGACACUUCCUGUGUUUCAAUUACAGAGAGUGAAAAAAGACUCAUCAAAAUUUAUCAAUUUCUCACCAGUUACAAAUUAAUAGUAUUAAUCUAUAUCACUAGUCUCAUCUUUUCUACUUGUUUAUGGCUUUUAAUGGGUGGAAUUGAAGAAGGAAUUUACAUUUCUCAAAAUCGAACGAAAAAGAAAAUUUUCACAUUCGCCGGAUUUUUAGAAUUUCAAAUAGGAUGUACACUCACCACCAAUUGUUUAAUAUUAAUAUUGUCAUUGGCUGUUGUGUAUUGUAUCUUUGAAGCAGUGGCUGUCAUUUUGAGUAUUCGAGCAGAUCGAGACACUUGGCACAUCAAGAAAGAAAAUUUUAUCGUUCUUCUGGUCGAAGUCCUGGGUUUAGCAUUGUUUAUUAUUUUGGGUUUGAUUCCUCAAGUUCAGAAUUUGGUUGAUUUUUUAAUACCUUAUGGUCUUUUUCUCUUCUUUUCAUUUUCUGUGGAGAGUAUCAUUAGUGUCUUGAUGCCUGUCAUUUAUGAAAUUAAGAAUGAUUGGAUGCAAGCUAGAAGAAACAAACAAAAUUUUGAAAAUUCCAAUAAGGAAGAAGUGAAUGUGGACGACAAGAAAGAAAGUCAUGUCGAACAGUUAUUGCAAAAUCCAAAAACUUUUAAAAUGGUUUUGGAUCAUGCACGUCGAAGUUAUUGUCCAGAAGCUGUAUUAUGUUACCAUGAAAUUCAACGCUACAAAAAAGCAAAGAAAUGGUCAGAACGUAAGAAGAUGGCCAUGUAUUUGAUUGACACAUUCUUGACAGUUGGAGCUCCCUUAGAGAUUAACAUUUCCUUACUUGAGAAACGAAAACUAGAUUUGUUACAGCGCAUGGAGACAAUAUUUUCGUCGAAUGACAGUGAUUCUCGAUCGAAUGACUCAUCGAACGAGCAUCAGCAGCAGCAACAAGUGAUCCAAUCCGAUCGAUUCUUAUUUCACGAAAUUGAACUCCAUUGCAUUCAUGACCUGACCGAUCUCAUGAGUCGAUUACCACAAGGUCUUUUUCAAAAAACUCAAACAAUUAAAUUCUAA
Molecule: messenger RNA, 1749 nt
Organism: Naegleria lovaniensis
Lineage: Eukaryota; Heterolobosea; Eutetramitea; Acrasida; Naegleriidae
Exons: 2
Coding region: 1-1749 (582 amino acids)
Source: RefSeq, a predicted model, not a curated record